GGUAUAUGUGCCCAGUAAGCAAGUGGUUAAAGGCUUCCAAUGAAAACUCUAUGUUUGUUUCUGGAGUGAGAGAAAUGGCAGCAGCGGGGUUAAAAGAGAGGUGUGAGAUUUUUGCUGAUCUCAUGUGUUCCACCUGUGUUUGAGAAUCACCAAACUCCUAAGAGGUUACCUGGCUACAGGCAUAGAGGCUCUCAGCAAAGAAUAACGCCAACAGAGAAAUAGCUAACCAUGUUGUGUUGUGUCUGCCCUUCAGUUGAUAUACAACUUCACCCUGACAUUGAAUUACCUUCUGGUAGAAGUUGGAACUUUACACUCUUAUAGCAUAACUAUCUGAUUGCCUUUUGAACCCAUUAUGGCCAUAAAACCAGCGCUGGGUAAAACCUCCUCCACACCUUCCUCCUACUCUGCGCCUAUGUCUCCAACCCAUCCCAAUGUUGUAAAAUGAAGAAAAGUGACAGGAGGCUGCCAUGAAAAAGAGAAUAUUCUAUUUAUCUUUCCAAAGGAGAAGUAAUGUUUCAUAUAUGAGUAACACGGAAGAUCUGGGUAAGUAUUGUGACUGUUCCAUGGACAUGCUGUAUCUCCGCUGAAUACUGUAUCACCUUAUUGAGUGAUUGAAGGUCAAGAGCAAACAAGCUUAAUCAUUGUGCAUAUAGAUGAAGAUGAGGUGGCACAAGAUGUUCCUGCUACUUUGUAUGGCUGGCCUUUGUGUGAUCUCUGUUCUUCAUUUCUUGAAGGCCCUCUCUUACGUCUCACUGUCCCGGGAAUUGGUGUCUCUGAGUCCAAACUUCAUCUCUGGCUUCUUCUGGGAGUCCCGGCCAUUAUUGCUUCAACAUGUAGAAAGGAUGGAUGAUAGUGCACAGGUUUUGCGCACUCCAGGUUACUAUCGGCCUCCUCAACUUUCUGUUCAGCAUCCGAAGCCUCCACCUUCAUCACGUGGUGAAAGUCUUAGCAUAGAUGACAUUCAUCUGAAAGAAUUUGUGUUGCAGGAAGACACGGCAGAGUAUUUUGUGAGAACCAAAUCAGGAGGUGUAUGCUUCAAGCCAGGGACAAAGGCACUGGACCGCCCACUUUCUGAGAAACCAGAAAGACCCUCUCCACGUAAAGCUUCCUCUGGUGUUUCUCGGCAGCAACAACCGCAAACCCAGAGACGUAGGAAAUGGGUGGAGUGUGUGUGUUUGCCUGGGUGGCAUGGACCUAGUUGUGGAGUGCCAACAGUUGUUCAGCAUUCCAACCUCCCAACAAAGGACCGCUUGACUCCACGUUUAAAGCCUCGCCGUGUUAUCAAUGCCAUCAACAUCAACCAUGAAUUUGACCUCCUAGAUGCACGAUUCCAUGAGCUUGAGGGGGCUGUGGAUGUCUUCUUAAUAUGUGAAUCAAACUUUACUGCUUAUGGGGAAGCACGGUCUCUCUUAUUUCGCCAAAUGCUUCUCAAUGGAACAUUUGAUUACAUUAAAUCAAAAGUGUUGUAUGUUUUCUUAAACCACUUUCCGGAAGGGGGUAAACAGGAUGGGUGGAUAGCAGAUGACUAUCUACGAACAUUUCUGACUCAUAAUGGAAUAUCUCGAUUACGAAACUUGCGAGAUGAUGAUCUCUUUAUCAUAGAUGAUGCUGAUGAGAUCCCAAGCAAAGAAGGUGUGUUAUUCCUUAAACUUUAUGAUGGGUGGACAGAACCAAUUGCUUUUCACAUGCGCAAGUCCCUGUAUGGCUUCUUUUGGAAGCAACCAGGAACCCUUGAAGUCAUUUCUGGCUGCACCAUUGGAAUGCUUCGUUUAGUGUAUGGCACAGAUGGUAUCCGUCUCCGCAGAAGGGAAUACUACACUAUGCCCAACUUCCGACAAUAUGAGAACAAAACAGGACAUAUAUUGGUUCAGUGGUCUUUGGGAAGCCCUUUACAUUUUUCUGGCUGGCACUGCUCAUGGUGUUUCCCACCAGAAGGAAUCCAUUUCAAACUGAUUUCUGCACAAAAUGGGGAUUUCCCAAGAUGGGGGGACUAUGAAGACAAAAGGGAUCUGAACUAUAUAAGGUGGCUUAUAAAGACAGGGGGUUGGUUUGAUGGGACCAAACAAGAGUAUCCCCCAGCUGACCCCCAUGAGCACAUGUAUGCCCCGAAAUGUGUCAUGGAAAACCCACAACGCUUUGGAUAUUUAAUUAAAAACCCUUAUAGCUGAGAUGUUUUUGGGAAGGGAGGGAAUCCUGAAAAACGGUACAAUUUAUCUUCAACUGCUUGGAAUAUCCAUUUAGGAUUUUUUUUUUGUU
This is a messenger RNA of Rana temporaria (common frog), 2256 nucleotides long. RefSeq names its product beta-1,4-mannosyl-glycoprotein 4-beta-N-acetylglucosaminyltransferase (gene MGAT3). Gene Ontology annotation, biological process: protein N-linked glycosylation; N-acetylglucosamine metabolic process. Gene Ontology annotation, cellular component: membrane. The transcript has 2 exons. The record is from RefSeq and is a predicted model, not a curated record. The coding region runs from base 654 to 2168 and encodes 504 amino acids. Gene Ontology annotation, molecular function: beta-1,4-mannosylglycoprotein 4-beta-N-acetylglucosaminyltransferase activity. NCBI's taxonomy places the organism in Eukaryota, Metazoa, Chordata, Amphibia, Anura, Ranidae.